AAGCGCUGACAUUGCCGGGGAGCCGGGGAGUCGAGGCGGGGCCGGGGAGGGUGACCCAUGGAGCCAUUAGCCGUCAUUGCCGUCUCCCUGCUCCUCGGGGCGCUCAUUUACUUCAUUUCAGCGGCGGUGACUGGAUCGCGAAGGAGCUUACCGCAGGAAGGCAGCAGCGUUGAGGAGGACAGUAAAGUCAGUAAUGGAGUGAGUGACAGAAACACAGCAUCAAAAAAGCAAAAGCUACAGCGUCCACGUAAAGAAAAAUUGCAGCAACACGUGUUUUCCCAUCCAUUGCUGGCCACUUCUUUAAAGAGUCACAGUGGGAAUGUCAGCUGCCUGGAUUUCAGUAGCAAUGGAAAGUACUUGGCUUCGUGUGCUGAUGACCGCACAGUGCGAAUUUGGAGUACGAAAGAUUUUCUUGGGCAUGAGCAUCGUUGUGUCCGCUCUAAUGUCGAGCUUGAUCAUGCCACACAUGUGUGCUUCAGCCCUGACUCCAGAGCUUUCAUUACAUGGCUGGCAAAUGAAGAAGCUAUCCGUAUUUUUAAAAUGAUCAAAAAGGACGAUGGUACGUUCACGUUCACUGCUGCACCUGAAGACUUCCCGAAGAAGCACAAAGCUCCAAUUGUGAACAUUGGAAUUGCAGAAACAGGAAAAUUCAUUAUGUCUGCAUCCAAUGACACAACCAUUUUGAUUUGGGACUUGAAAGGAGAGGUUCUGGCUACAAUUAACACUAACCAGAUGAACAAUGCAUACGCCACAGUCUCUCCUUGUGGAAGAUUUGUGGCUUCGUGUGGCUUUACACCAGAUGUGAAAGUUUGGGAAGUGUGUUUCACCAAAUCGGGCACGUUCCGGGAAGUGGUGAGGGCCUUUGACCUAAAGGGUCAUUCAGCUGGCAUUUACUCAUUUGCUUUCUCCAAUGACUCCAGGAGAAUGGCAACAAUUUCUAAGGAUGGAACCUGGAAGCUUUGGGACACUGAUGUUGAGUACAAACAGCAGCAGGACCCCUAUUUGCUGUACACGGUGAAGUGUGAAGCCUCUGAUCCCUGCCGAAUCGCGCUUUCUCCUGAUGCCAGGGUGGUGGCUAUCUCCAGUGGCUUCAACAUUACAGUGCACAAUACCAAGACGGGCAAACAGGAGGAAGAGUUUUUAAAUGUGCAUGGGGAGGAGAUUACUGGCUUGGCAUUUGACAUCAACAGUAGAUUUUUAGUUUCAUGUGGUGAUCGUGCAAUUCGGGUCUUCCACAAUGUGGUGGGCUACCGUGCAGUUAUUGAAGAGAUGGAAGGCAGGCUGAAGAAAGCAACAAAUGAAGCAAUGCGAGAAAGAUUACAACAACAAAUUGAUGAUGCUCAGAAAGCAUUAGAGGCAGUGUAUACGAGGAAAGAGUAAAACCACAGCAAACUAGCAUUGCUUUUGGGUUUGUGUUUCUGGACCUCCUCUGUAAACUCUGAGGAAAGUUUGAGAUUUCACUUUAACUGUGCACUGUUUGUACACAAAAUAAAUAUGAUAGCCCAUGCAUUUAGGUUCCGGCCACCACUAAAAGU
Rhincodon typus (whale shark) is the source of this 1535-nucleotide messenger RNA. It is a transcript of the gene tbl2, whose product is annotated as transducin beta like 2. Gene Ontology annotation, biological process: endoplasmic reticulum unfolded protein response. NCBI's taxonomy places the organism in Eukaryota, Metazoa, Chordata, Chondrichthyes, Orectolobiformes, Rhincodontidae. Gene Ontology annotation, cellular component: endoplasmic reticulum. The record is from RefSeq and is a predicted model, not a curated record. Bases 58 to 1380 code for a protein of 440 amino acids. The transcript has 7 exons. Gene Ontology annotation, molecular function: protein binding.